Messenger RNA from Pelobates cultripes (western spadefoot toad), 306 nucleotides. The record is from the annotation of a GenBank genome assembly. NCBI's taxonomy places the organism in Eukaryota, Metazoa, Chordata, Amphibia, Anura, Pelobatidae.
AUGGAGGCUCCUCAACCCUCCCGAAACUAUGCCUACUUCGCCAAAUUUCUAACCACACAAUCCCUAGUCGACAUCUGGAGAGCACAACACCCAUCUACCCGAGACUUUAAUCUCCCCAUACUCACGCAUAGAAGGUGUAAAGUGAUCUAUUCACACCCACACACCUCAAACUUAAUAUCCCAAGUAUCUAGCACCAACAUAGGGACCAUCUCGUGGUCGGACCAUGCCGACAUAUCGCUCAUCAUCCGCCUCCUGGACCUAAAACGCCCAUGGUCUUGUAAACUGAACCUGCUUACUCCUCCAUGA